GGUGGCGGCAACAGGGGAGACUCUUGGUAGCUUGCUGGGUGUCGUUGGCGGGACGGUUAAACGGCAGAAACAUCAGCUAAUCUUCCGCUCGGCACGAGCGGCUCAAUGUUUAAUGUGCGUUGAUAAUUCGAGAAUUGUGUUUUUAACAAAAUGCUUCAUUUUCCGAGGUUUUGAUCAAAGAGAGGAGGUGUUGACAUUCGGCCUGCCCCUUCCCUGACGUAGAGAUGAGUGCGCGGGAAGCGGUGAAAACCAUGGAGACGGCGGUGGAGGGUGAGAGCGACACGAGCCUGGGCCUGGUACAUACAACAGGGGAUGGUGAGGCCCCGGAGCUUAAGGAGCACAGGGCUUCGGCUUCCAGUGCUGCCGGGCGAACGGUGCCGGCUGCGUAUGAAUUGCCCUGGGUUGAGAAAUACAGACCACUGAAACUGAAUGAAGUUGUGGGCAAUGAGGAAACAGUCAGCAGGUUGGAGGUAUUCGCAAGGGAGGGGAAUGUACCCAACAUCAUAAUUGCAGGUCCACCUGGCACCGGAAAAACAACAAGCAUCCUGUGCUUAGCACGUGCACUGUUGGGACCUGCACUGAAAGAUGCUGUUCUUGAACUCAAUGCCUCAAAUGACCGGGGUAUUGAUGUGGUCAGAAACAAAAUCAAAAUGUUUGCCCAGCAGAAGGUCACACUGCCAAAAGGUCGUCACAAAAUUAUUAUCCUGGAUGAAGCUGACAGUAUGACAGAUGGAGCUCAACAAGCCCUAAGGAGGACAAUGGAGAUUUACUCUAAAACAACUCGCUUUGCACUGGCAUGCAACGCUUCAGACAAAAUCAUAGAACCUAUCCAGUCUCGCUGUGCUGUCCUGCGUUAUACAAAACUCACCGAUGCUCAGAUCCUUGCACGACUGAUGCAGGUGGUUGAGAAGGAGAAUGUCCGGUAUACAGAUGAUGGACUGGAAGCUAUAAUUUUCACAGCACAAGGAGACAUGAGACAGGCUUUGAACAACUUGCAGUCAACACAUUCAGGAUUUGGGUUUGUUAACAGUGAAAAUGUUUUCAAGGUCUGUGAUGAACCUCAUCCACUUCUGGUAAAAGAGAUGAUUCAGCACUGUGUCAAUGCAAACAUCGAUGAGGCAUACAAGGUUGUUGCUCAUCUCUGGAAGCUGGGUUACUCGCCAGAAGACAUUAUUGGCAACAUCUUCCGUGUCUGUAAAACUUUCCAAAUGCAGGAAUACUUGAAGCUGGAGUUCAUAAAGGAGAUUGGAUACACUCAUAUGAGAAUUGCAGAAGGGGUGAAUUCCUUAUUACAAAUGGCUGGACUGCUUGCUCGACUUUGCCAAAAGACUGCGGCUCCACCAGCUAGUUGAUGUAUGUGCUUCAACCUCCAGGGUAUUUUUGUUUUUUGAUGAGAUUUAAAUUUGCAUCUCACAUUUUUUAUGUUGUCUCAGUAGACUUUCAUUAGAUACCUUUAUUGAAUACUUUUCUCUCUACAUGAGAAUUCUGUGGAUUUGAAUUCUGUAUUUCCAAUUUUGUACUAUUUCUGAAGCUUAUGUUACCUUUGGAUAAUAAAAUCACGUACAGUAAA
Molecule: messenger RNA, 1570 nt
Organism: Rhincodon typus (whale shark)
Lineage: Eukaryota; Metazoa; Chordata; Chondrichthyes; Orectolobiformes; Rhincodontidae
Gene: rfc2
Product: replication factor C (activator 1) 2
Exons: 11
Coding region: 225-1352 (375 amino acids)
Biological process (GO): DNA repair; DNA-templated DNA replication
Cellular component (GO): DNA replication factor C complex; nucleus
Molecular function (GO): DNA binding; ATP hydrolysis activity; DNA clamp loader activity
Source: RefSeq, a predicted model, not a curated record